AUGGGAUUGCAUGCAAAAAUUUGGCACAACGUUGGUGAGCCUGCAUGCAACGUCUUCAUAAACCACCGUACGGUUGAUACGAGACGUACAGUGGUUCCCUUGCUCUACGAGCAUCUGAUGCAGAAAGGAUGCAAGCCGUUCUUGGACAAAGAAAAUCUGAAACCUGGAGAUAGGUUGUUGAGCACAAUUGAUAAAGCUGUACGAGGAUGUAAGGUUGGGGUUGCUGUCUUUUCGCCUCGUUAUUGUGACUCUUAUUUUUGUCUCCAUGAGCUCUCACUUCUCCUGGAAUCAAAGAAACCAAUCGUUCCGAUUUUCUAUGAUGUGAAGCCGUCGCAGCUUCGGGUUAAGGACAGUGGAAUAUUGAGCUGUUCCCAGAAAGAUGUGAAGAGGUUUGAUCUUGCUGUUGAAGAAGCUAAAUGCAUUGUGGGGCUGCCCUUCGACUCCUCCAAAGAGUAUAUCAUUUAUUCUUUUGCUUUUAGUUUUAGUGAUGUCUUUUCAUUCCCUAUCCAAUUAUCAAUGACUUUCAAUCUUAAAGUUAAUUACCUAUUUGAGGAAGGUGUGUCAACUGCCGCAGUACGCCCUCAGCUGCCUCUUAAUUUUGGGGCCUUUCUAGACGUUUUUUAA
Neltuma alba is the source of this 624-nucleotide messenger RNA. Its product is annotated as TMV resistance protein N-like. The transcript has a single exon. The record is from RefSeq and is a predicted model, not a curated record. Lineage: Eukaryota; Viridiplantae; Streptophyta; Magnoliopsida; Fabales; Fabaceae. The coding region runs from base 1 to 624 and encodes 207 amino acids. Gene Ontology annotation, biological process: signal transduction.